CUUUGAGCCGCCUCGAUCCUCCUCCUCGCUCAGUUGAGUGAGUCAAUUCUAGGUGACGGAGCACUGGUUCUUGGGCGGGUGAAGCAAGCAAGGCAGAUGGAAGAGGAGCUGAACAGCCAUCCCUCCGAUGGACAAACGCGAAAUCCGGCGGCUUAUCCUAGCGGCGUCGGGCUUGGUGAAGGAGCUGAGGCUGAGCUGUUGGUGAAGGAAGCCAAGCCAGAGAAGGAAGAAGAGAAACGAAGAAAGUGAGCAUUCCAUUCACUAAUUAAAAUCAGUUCCCACACCGACCAAGCCAGAGAAGGAAGAAGAGAAACGAAGAAAGCACCCUUUUUAAAUUAGAAAUUGCUCUGUCAAAGGAAAUAAGAACACUGGCAGCUGAAGCUUUUCUUAAUGCCAGCUGGUACCAAGGGCCAACUUCAGCAAGUCUAAAAUAUAUAAUAAUAGCCUCAGAGGAGAGUGGAAUCGAGGGGAAUCCGGGAAAGAGAAGAAGAAAGGGGAAACGGGAAAGGAAGGGAGAGAGUUCUUUUUUGCCUCAAGACUUCUACUUUUAUGGUCAUUUGCUUUGAAGAUAAGGAUUGGAAGGAUAUCCAAGUUCUUUUUUGCUCAGGUAUUAUUUUGAACUUGUGAGUGGAAAACGAUUGCUCGGGUUGCAUUUUGACAUAGCUCAGCUGCUCAAGCGUUGAUAAAUGUGGUUCUAUGGGGGUAUACUGUAUAUUACAAAUGAGUGGGAAUGGGGCACACAGACUGAAGUUCAAAGCCUCACCACUAUUAAGGAAGCUGUUUCCUUAUUUCUAUUAGGAGCAACGGAGGAGAAGAAAGGGGGAAAGGGAAACGGGUACAAGUGAAAGAGUAGAGAGAAGGAACAGGAAAGAAAGAGGAAGCAGAAAGGGAAAGUUAUUGAAUUCAUAAUAUACAAGGGUUUUAUUAUUCUCCAAGUUCGUUUCUUGCUUUGAAGAUAAGUCUUGCCUCCAGUUACAUUGACGUAUGUUUCAUCAAAACUCCAAAGAAAAUAAGAACACUGGCGGCUGAAGCUUUUCUUAAUGCCAGCUGAAAGUCUGUCCCUAACAUGGAGUCAUCAGAAUUUGGAAGUAGCCAAAACGUAAAUCAAUCUUUGAGAAGAAUUGUGCCCCCCCUGAGUUCAUCCUAAAAGAUAAGUACUCAUACUAAAUUUGGGAUUGGAAGCAGGGGCAUUUCCCCCAGCCCCCAGGUCCUCUAUGCCCUAGCGGGAGUUGUGAGCCGACGAGGAAGAUGGGAGAAAGACACUCUCUAAAAGCCCCUACUGGCUUCAAAGAACAAGACACUAUCUGGCUUUAAGAAGUGAUUAUGUCGUUCUUAUGCUGAAGUUCGCUGGUGAGUGGAAAACAAUUGCUAGAUUUGUGUUUUGACGUAGCACAGCUGCUCAAACGUUGAUAAAUUUGAAGGAAAAACGCAGUGUGGAGAUGUUGGAUUGCCCCAGCCCCAUAGGAGUACGCUUUGCUUAGUACUAUAAUUAGUUUUGACUUUUUCAAUUUCCUUGGUUGUAAGGGCAUAUCUUUGUUUAAUGCCCUUUUAGAAUAGUACUCCGUAUUUGUUUAUUUUAAACAUUGGUCUUUUCAGUUUUUUUUUUUUAAAUUUUUUAUUUGGUGGUAUGUAGAACUUUAAAAUGGAAGGGGUUGGGUUCGAUUCCCUGGAGCGGAUUUUGGCCCCAUCACCGCCCUUCUAUUUUGGCCUUGCCCUUCUGAUUUUUUUUUCCGGGAAGCAGCUAGAAGAUGGUCUUACCCCAGCGGAUUGCAAUAUUCAGAAAGCCUUCAUUUUCACUUCUUUGGUGAUAUAACCUAUUUGCAACUAUGCUUGCGGGCUGCGGCUUGACUCUUUAUGAGGACAUUCUUAGCUGCUGCCAAAUGCGAGACUACUUGGGAUGCUGGUACUUCAGCUAGAAGAGCAAUUCAUAACCCUCUCGAGCAGUUCUUUGAAGCUCAUAGAAGUGUGGAGGAUGAUAAACCUGUUGUGUAUGGUGGGAGCUGGAAGGCAUCUGAGCUUCGUCUCAAGUCCUGGGAUGAUCUUCACAAACUAUGGUAUGUACUUCUCAAGGCUCAACGUCAAAUGCUUAAUGCUCAAAACUUGAGAUUUCCAAAUCCAGAAUGUAUCUCCAAGGUAAGAAAGUCUAUAUGCCGAAUCAAACACGUGCUCACAGAGAGGGCGAUCGAUGAGCCAGAUCCUAUGAGGUGUAGUGAGAUGAAAAGAAUGAUAAAUGCCGUAUGAGAAGAAUGAUAGUUGUGUUAAAAGGAAUGAAUGAGAGAUGCUGUCAUUUGAUCCAGUGGCAGAUAGACAGGUAGUUUAUGGAGUCAUAUAUUUUCUGUUUCAAGAAUUUUGUGCUGCCCAGAUGAUUUGUUGGAGCUGUGGACGUGCUCUUUUAAACACAUUCUUUGCUAGCUCGUGUAUCUGAAAAUGGAUGCUGUGGACGUGUAUCCUGGAAGUGUUUUUUUAUUUGCCUGAUGUCAUCCAUCUCCUUGGGUGGGUAGAACAAAAGAGGCAAACAAUUUUUAGACAAAAAAAUGGAAGCGGUUGGGAGUUGGGGGGAUGAUAAAUAAAGCAAAACUUUAUAUGAGUAUGUGUUACUUGAGUUCAGUUCAAAUCGGUUGAAAUUGUUAUUUUUUUUUUUAAAUAUGUCAAUAUUUAUUAUUUUUUAUUAUAUUUAGUUUUGUACUAAUAGUCUACCAUAUUUUGAUGUGAUAUCUAGCCUUAUUUAGAUGAUUUGUAUUAAAUUAGUUGAUUUGUAAAUCCCACAUAAUCCUCUUGUAAUCACUCUCAAACGGCCGAAAUGAAACCAGAUAGUUUCAAAUCAAAAUUAUUGAUGUAUAUGGAGUAUAAAUUGGGUAAUUU
Messenger RNA from Cuscuta epithymum, 2862 nucleotides. NCBI's taxonomy places the organism in Eukaryota, Viridiplantae, Streptophyta, Magnoliopsida, Solanales, Convolvulaceae. The record is from the annotation of a GenBank genome assembly.